Messenger RNA from Uranotaenia lowii, 2016 nucleotides. Its product is annotated as sodium-coupled monocarboxylate transporter 2-like. Gene Ontology annotation, molecular function: symporter activity. NCBI's taxonomy places the organism in Eukaryota, Metazoa, Arthropoda, Insecta, Diptera, Culicidae. The record is from RefSeq and is a predicted model, not a curated record. The coding region runs from base 205 to 1998 and encodes 597 amino acids. Gene Ontology annotation, cellular component: membrane. Gene Ontology annotation, biological process: sodium ion transport; transmembrane transport. The transcript is spliced from 7 exons.
CUCAAUAUUUAUUCACGAGUGCAUCGUGGAUUCUGAAUACUUAUCAGUUCUUUCGUGUCAUAAAUCACGCCCAAGCUUCCAGCCCAGGCAGAUGAGGCGCUAAGAUAGGGCACUUGGCUAAUUUUCGUUCAGUUAUUAUUGUACUCUGGACAUGUGUUGUGUGUAAAUUUAAGGAAGGUGUUCCUGUUUUUUUUUUAAUCAAACAUGUCUGAAUCUCCAAAUGCGCACUUUCCAACAGUCGAAGAUGUCAGCCUGUCGUUACAGCGAUUUGGCCUGUUGGAUUACACCAUUUUCUGCGCCAUGCUGGUCGUUUGCAUACUUAUAGGGAUUUACUUCGGCUGGCAGGAUCAUCAGAAGCAGAAACGACGAAAAAAUUCACGCCGCGGUUCCGAGGCCCUCGACUAUCUGGUGGGAAACCGCAAGUUGAAAAUUUUCCCCGUUGCAAUGUCCUUAGUCGCAAGUUUCAUUUCCGGGAUCGCUCUGAUGGGUGCGUCGACAGAAACCUACCUUUACGGGAUGAAUUUUAUGUACAUAUUUUGUGCCAUUAUUCUGAUGGCGAUCAGUAUGAAUUUCAUAUUCCUGCCCGUUUUUCAUGAGCUCCAGAUAACAUCAGUGUAUGAGUACCUUGAGAUGAGAUUUGACAAGAAAAUUCACAUAUUGGGCUCAGUACUUUUCACAUUGGCAACGCUUCUACAUCUACCAAUUGUAAUUUACGUUCCUGCUCUGGCCUUCAAUCAAGUUUCUGGAGUUAAUGUCCAUUUCAUAACAACAACUGUUUGUCUUGUUUGUAUAUUCUACACUGGAUUGGGAGGUAUCAAAGCAGUUGUAUGGACCGACGUCAUCCAAACAUUGGUCAUGGUGGGGGCUCUCGUGUUGAUGGUCGUGAAAGGGACCUCGGACAUCGGUGGUCUGGGAGUUUUGAUCGAAAGAAAUUCAGCCUCUGGUAGGAUCGAAAAGCCGAAUUUCAGCUUGGACCCCACCGAAAGAAUAACGAUUUGGUCGGUAAUUUUUGGCGGUGGAUUUUUCUGGAUUGCAAAAAAUUCGAUUCACCAGAUGAUGAUUCAACGCUAUCUGUCACUGCCGACUUUCCGUGAUGCCCAAAAGGCUCUGAUUCUUUUUACUAUCGGCAUAAUAAUUCUAAUAAUGACGUGCCUGUAUAAUGGCCUCUUGAUUUACGCUACCUUCCACGAUUGUGAUCCUCUGACGACUCAACUAGCCAAGGCCAAGGAUCAGCUGAUGCCUAUUUUGGUGAUGCACGUACUGGGAGAUUAUCCAGGAUUGGCAGGUUUGUUCAUUUCCGGCAUAUUCAGUGCCUCUCUAAGCUCGUUGUCGACCGGAUUGAAUUCGCUUGCGGCAAUCGUUUUGGAGGAUUUCGUGAAACCUUUCCUCAAAAAUGACCUUUCGGAACGACAAACCAGGUAUUUGAUGCGUGGAACUGUGCUAGUGUUCGGAAUCAUAGCAUCGAUAAUGGUUCUGAUUGUGGAAAAGCUAGGAACCGUGCUGCAACUGUCCAUGAGUUUGAUACCGAUAUCCUUGGGUCCGCUGCUGGGAAUAUUCCUGAUGGGGCUCCUCGUGCCUCGAAUUGAUGGUAAGUGUGCUCUGGCAGGAAGCUGCACGGGACUGCUAGUCAUGGCCUACAUCGUCAUUCGUGCGCAAAUAGCGAUCGCAUCCAAGGAACUGGUACAUCCUACUAAACCGGUUUCAGUCAGCGGAUGCACCUACCAGUUCAACAACACGGUCACGUUUUCGGACCAGGAAACGCCUGCUGAGAUCGAAAAAUCUCUGCAUCACAUCUCCUUCCUGUUCUACACGCUCAUAGGCGCCAUUUCAACUCUGCUAUCUGGAUUCGGUUACUCGUUUUGUCUAAGUCGUCAAGAUAUCGGGAAACUGAAUCCACAGUUGGUAGCGCCAUUCAUAAGAAAAUAUUUCUUCGCCGAAAAAAUGAUGGACAACCGUAGAACCGUUCAUCACUUCGAACAAAGAGACACUAAGCUUUAGACUAUAAAUAAAAUGUCG